AGUACGUCGUUGUUGGGGUCAUUCCCCGUUCACCCAUUCUACACACAGCCCUGUCUUCUUUCUGCACAUCCUCUUCGCCCACCCAGCCAUGCCCCUCGCCCGGCGCAUCAAGCUGGCCUUGGUCAGGCGUAGACAGCGCGAGUUUGAGUCGGCCCCACUGGAUAUCCACACCCAGCGGGAUUUCUAUCCGGUGCUUAUCGGUGGUGUGAGCCUUACCCUUCUGGCCGGUUUCAUCAAUGCCGUCUUCGUGACCUCCAUCUACCAGCGGCCGGUCAGUCAUAUGACCGGGCCCACCACCAACAUCGCCAUCCAGAUGACCGCGUCCAAUGUGGACCUCAUCCACCUUUGGCAUUACGGGCUGCUGGUCUUUUUCUUCAUUUGCGGUAGCAUGUGCUCCGGGCUGAUUAUCGGCAGCGAGCGUGAGUUCCGCCUUGAUCGGAGUUACGGCUGGGCUUUGAUCGUUCAAGCGACUGCCCUCUUCCUUGGUGCCAUCCUGCCCACCCUCGGGAGUGCCGAGCUGCCGGUCUUCUUUGGUGCAUUCGCCUGUGGUCUUCAAAACGCCCUGGUGACCACCUUCUCAUCGGCCAUCAUUCGCACCACGCAUAUCACCGGUAUUGUGUCGGACAUUGGUGUGCUCAUUGGCCAGAACCUCCACUACUACUUCUUCAACGGCCCCCCGCAGAAGGGCAGCUGGAAGUUGAAGCUCUUCAUUCCCCUCUAUCUGGGCUUCUUCGGUGGCGCGGCCCUUGGUGCCAUGUCCGAGCGUGCCUUCAAGAUGCUUGCUCUCCUGUUCCCGGCCGGUCUGCUGCUGAUCAUGGGUGUCUUCCACCUGUCAUAUCGCACUCUGCUCAAGAAGAUCCACGAGCGGCGCUUCGAGAAUGAAGAGCGCUUCGAGGAGGAGCGCCAAGCCAUGGCCGACAUGUUCGCCGCCUAUGCCGAGCGCUUUGGCAAUGACCGCGCCGAGGCCGCGCGCCAGUUUGCCGCCGAUGCCAUUACCGCCGCCGCCGAGAGCGUCGCCCGUGCCAGUGGCGUUUACGAUGCCAAUGGCGCCCGACAGAGCAUGGCCGCCAGCAUGCGCAACAGCUUGGCCUUCCCCCGGUCCUCCACCGACUAUCCUGGGGUCGAGGCAUAUGCCAUGCAAGCUCUCUCAGGUUCGUCGAUCCAUGAGUCCGGCUUCUCGCGCAAGUCUCAGAACUUCGCGCCCGAUGCGACAGGCGGUGUCAAUUACGACCACCCUGAUAUGCCGCGCACCGGUCCCCCCCCCGCCCCCGGUCCUGACAAGCUGCGGGCCGAUCAUCCCUACCUCCCUGGUGCCGGUCCUGCCGCCCUGCCAACUGUAGAUCCGGCCACCGGGCGCCUGUUGGAAGGCGCCAGCCCUGAGAGUCCGGAUAUGUCUGGCCCACGCAGCUUCGCCCCCUACUUCGAGGUUCACAACGACACGGCUGGCCAUGCGACCGGUGUCGAGGAUGGCAGCACCACAUACUCCUUCAAUGCCGACACCCUGCGCACCACCGGCAUGCCUGGGUCCAUUUCCGACCCCGGCUACGAUCAUGAUGUCCUGCCCAUGUCCCGCGCCAGCAUUGGCUCGUAUUCGGCUCGGGCGGCUUCCUUUGGCAACAUGCCGGCUGCCACCGAGGACGCCUGGCGCAUGCACGUGGCUCGCACUUCGAUCGCGGUUGGUGGCGAUGCCGCAUCCGCCCGUGCCCUCACUCUCACCGAGCAGGAGCUCAUGCAGGAUGUUCAGGCCCUGUUGCAUGAGCGUGCCGGUCUCUCCCCGGCCCCGAGCAGCGCCGGUGGCACUUCCUCCCGUGUGAGCAUGGGCAUCAGCUCGCCGGCGCCUAUGGCCCCCGGGGCCAAGCUCGAUGGUGCCAUGGCCCUUGUGCCACCGACGCCCGAGUCUGCUGACGCUUCCUCCUCCUCGGCUGGGAGCUUCCACUUCUCUUCCACCGGGGCCAGCAGCAGCUCCCCCUCCAUGUCCUCGGCUUCCUCGUUGAUGACCCCGGUGUCGGGUGUUGAUGCUCAUCUGUCGGCGGAUAUCCACGCAGCCGUGCACCAUGCCAGCAUGCUCGGUGCCGCGCAUCACAUCCCGCCGCUGUCCCCGCCUCCGGGGCAGGCCUCCGCCCCGCCCAGUGAUGCCGGAGCCGGCGGCUUCGGAGGCGCCAUCGACUUCUCACUAGAUGAGGAAUGAUCACGCGCCACAUCUUCAAGCAUGUCCCCCUCCCCCAUGCUCCCCCAUGCUCCCCCUCCUUUUGUCCCUUUCUUCCCAAAAUACACAGUGUCCUUGCUCC
Fonticula alba is the source of this 2288-nucleotide messenger RNA. RefSeq lists its product as hypothetical. The record is from RefSeq and is a predicted model, not a curated record. The transcript has 3 exons. NCBI's taxonomy places the organism in Eukaryota, Rotosphaerida, Fonticulaceae. Bases 89 to 2188 code for a protein of 699 amino acids.